Molecule: messenger RNA, 4341 nt
Organism: Colletes gigas
Lineage: Eukaryota; Metazoa; Arthropoda; Insecta; Hymenoptera; Colletidae
Exons: 13
Coding region: 73-4257 (1394 amino acids)
Source: RefSeq, a predicted model, not a curated record
AGGACCGGUGGUAUAAGAAGCACGGUAUAUAAAUCUCACGACGGAUUCGGUUAAUCCAACUUUGGUUCAACGAUGAUCGCGAAGAUGAGAUCCGUUCUGUGCAUUCUGGCCGGCUGCUUCUUACUGGCGCAGGCUGUGCAAAUUCCAAGCCAGGUCACCGACAAGUCGCACCUCGUCCAGCAGAAGAUCAUCUACGAGCUCUUCUGGCAUGUCGACCAACCCACCAUCUUCUUCCCAGAACUCAUCCAGAAAUCGCGACGCUUUAACGUCGCCGACAACAUCGACAAGUUCACGGACAAGGAAGCAAUCACCGAGUUCUUGGACCUUCUGAAACAUGGAAUCCUGCCACGCGGACAAGUGUUCUCGAUCUCGAACCCUGAGAUGCGACACCAAGCUAUGGUGCUCUUCCGAGUCCUCCACAGCGCGAAGAACUUCGACGCCUUCUACAACACGGCUGUCUGGGCCAGAUUCAACGUGAACGAGAUGAUGUUCACUUACAGUUUAAGCGUGGCUGUCAUGCAUCGUCCUGACACCAAGCACUUCAAGCUGCCACCGUUGUACGAACUGUUGCCCAACAUGUUCUUCAACGACGACGUCAUGCAGAAGGCUUACAACAUCGCUAUGGGCGACGUAGCGAUGGGUGUCACGAAGACGGUGGAGGGUGUCAACCACUACGUACUACCAGCAAACUACAGUGGCUGGUAUGUGACGAGGAAAGACGUACCCGAAUUGAAAAUGAGCUACUUCACCGAGGACGUAGAGCUGAACAGCUUUUACUUCUUGAUAAACCAGGUCUUCCCUCGCUUCAUGCCAAGCAAGAUGUACAACCUACCGGGCCAAGCUCGCGGUGAAUACUACUUCUUCGUGCACAAACAAUUAUUGUGCAGAUACCACUUGGAGAGACUUGCAAACGACUUGGGCGAGAUCGACUACGUGAGCGUGGACAGGCCAAUUGAAAGUGGAUUCUACCCCACGAUGCAUCAUCGCAAUGGACUUCCCCUCCCACACAGGGAAUCGAACUCAGUCGUGCCUCUUCAUAAGUACAGAUUGAUUCAGAUGGUCAAGGAUCUCCACAACAGAAUCUCAACCGCCAUCGAUCUUGGUUACGUCGUGGACUCCAAGGGCCACCACAUCGACAUCUACUCAGAAAACGGACUGAACAUCCUGGGUAAUAUCAUAGAAGGUAACGCGGACAGCAUCAACCCGAGAUUAUACGGAGACCUGGACCUCGUCGCCAGGAAAAUUUUAGGAUUCGGUUUGGAAUCCAACGUGAAAUACCAGAUAGUGCCUAGCGCCCUCGAAUACUUCACCACUAGCUUGAGGGACCCUGUCUUCUACAGCAUGUACAAGAACAUCCUCACUUACUACCUCAGAUACAAGGAGAACAUUCCAAAGUACACCAAGGAAGAUUUGCUGUUCUCCGGCGUGGAGAUCCAAUCCGUGACCGUGGACAAGCUGGUGACGUACUUCGAUCACUUCGAUUCGAUGCUGAACAACGGCGUGUCGAUCCACAACCACAAGGAAGCCAUGAACACUCUCAUCAUGGCUCGCCAGCACCGUCUGAACCACAAACCAUUCACCUACCACAUCGCCGUCAACAGCGACAAGAGCACCAAAGCGAUGGUGCGCAUCUUCCUGGGACCCAAACACGACGUCUAUGGACACGAGCUUGACCUCACGAAGAACUACAUGACCUUCCUCGAGAUGGACCAAUUCGUCGUCGACCUGAAAGUUGGAACGAACAACAUCGACAGAAGCAGCCACGAGUCUCUGUACGUGAUGCCGGACGAGGUUUCCAGCACCACGUUGUACAAGAAGAUCCUGGCUAGCAUCGACAGCGCAGACCCCUUCAGCUACUCCACGCAGACCACCGGAUUCCCCGACAGGCUCAUCCUGCCCAAGGGUAAGAAGGAGGGCAUGACCUACAAGCUCUUCGUGAUGGUCUCGCCGAUCGAGGAGAAGAAAUUCACGCACAUCGUGCUGCCCGCCUGGGGUCGUCAGCCCUACGACGGACGCUCCAUGGGAUUCCCCUUGGACCGACCGGUCGACCCGUUGCACUUCGCCGUUCCCAACAUGAUGUUGAACGACGUGGUUAUCUACCACAAGGAAAUAGAGGAGCUGAACGUUCCCGGGAUGAUGGGGUAUAAGAAUGACCGCGUUGCGACCAGCCUCGCUUUGAGAUCCAGUUUGCCACCGGGAUACAAGAUGCUGAGGCUGUGGCUGUUAGGGCUGCUGGCCGUUCCGUUCGUCCAGGCGUCGUACUUCGACACAAGAACAGCCGACACCGCCUUCCUUCUCAAGCAGAAGAAAGUUUACAAUCUUCUCUACCAUGUCAGCCAGCCUAUGGUGGUGAAUCGGGACCUGUACGAGGAGGGCCAAGCAUGGAGCAUCGAGGCGAACGCCAAUUCCUACGGGAACUAUGCCGCGAUGAAGUUCCUUUCGGUGUACAAGAGUGGAAUGCUUGGCCGCGGUGAGAUGUUCUCGGUUUACUACCCAAAGUUGCAGAAGGAAAUGGCGGCUCUGUUCGACCUCUUCUACUACGCGAACGACUUCGAAGUGUUCUACAAAACAGCCCUGUGGGCUAGGGCUAACGUGAACGAGGGCCAAUUCACCUUUGCCCUUUACAACGCGGUGAUGAAGAGGCCGGACACCAAGUACAUCCAACUUCCACCGCCCUACGAACUAUAUCCAUACUACUUCUUCAACUCCGAAGUGCUCAACAAGGUCCAUCAUCCCAAGGCAUCAACGACCACGGUUGACAAACGCUUAAUUUCAGUUUCGGAUUCUCCAAACAACAUAACGUACAUAAUCAACGCGAACUACUCCGGCUGGUACUUCAAUCGCGAGUACUACAUGGAGAACAAAUUGAACUACUUCGUGGAGGACAUAGGCCUAAACUCGUAUUACUUCUUCUUCCGGCAAGAGUACCCGUUCUGGCAGGAAUCCAAGGAAUAUGGCUUCCCGGCUUACCGCGGUGAAGAAUAUUUAUACUGUCAUAAGCUACUGCUGAACAGAUACAAUCUAGAAAGAUUAGCCAACGAUCUGCCCAAGAUCGAAGACUUCAAUUGGAACAAACCCUUCUACCCCGGCUAUUAUCCGACGAUGACCUUCAACAAUGGAUUACCAUUCCCUCAGAGACCCAGCUGGAGCACUUACCCGUAUUACAAAUACAAGUAUAUCAAGGAUGUCAGUGACAUGGAGUCUAGAUUAACUGCAGCGAUCGAUUCCGGCUUUGUACUGGGCAGCACCGGCAAAUGGCACAACAUUUACACUCCUGAGGGCCUGAGCAUGCUCGGGAACAUGCUCGAGGGUAACGCGGACUCCUGCAACAGAGAGUUUUAUGGCAGCAUCGACGCCCUUGGCAGGAAGAUCCUAGGGUUCAACUUGGAGUCUAUGACCAACUAUCAAAUACUUCCUAGUGCUUUGGAGACUUACUCCUCUUCUUUGAGGGACCCCGCCUUCUACCGUCUGUACAAGAGGAUUCUCGAUUACUAUCGCAGAUUCAAAAUGCGCGAGAAGCCAUACACGAUGGAAGAAGUUAUUUUCCCGAAUCUGAACAUCCAAUCCUUCGCUGUUGACAAGCUGAUAACGUAUUUCGAUGAAUUCGACGCGACCAUUAGCAACGGUUUAAUGGUCAGAGACGACACAGAGGCUGAGACACUCUACAUCAAAAUCAGGCAAUAUCGUUUGAAUCACAAACCGUUCAACUUCCACAUCGCGGUGAACGCGGACAAACCGAUGAAGGCAGCCAUUAGGAUCUUCCUUGGCCCAGCAAGUACCUCCCAUCACAAGUUAAUUGACCUGCAAGAUAGUCUGGAAUACUUCUACGAAAUGGACAACUGGAUCGUCGAUCUGAACGCUGGAUUAAAUAAAAUCACACGCAGCAGCAAAGACUGUUACUUCCUGUGGCCCGAUCAAGAACCCAGUGAAUUGUUCUACCAAAAGGUGAUGAGAUCACUGAACACCAGCGAGCCAUUCACAUACAACGAACGAAUCUCGGGAUUCCCAGAAAGGUUGCUGUUACCAAAAGGCAAGAAAGAAGGAAUGCCUUUCCAAUUCUUCCUGUACAUCAAUCCAGUCUCCAAGGAAGAACCGUUCUAUUCCAGAAUAUGGGGCAACUAUGUGUUCGAUGGCAACUCUUAUGGUUUCCCUCUGGAUAAGCCUUACUAUGAUUUCGUGUUCAAGGGACCCAACAUGAUGUUCAAAAAAGUUUUCAUUUAUCACAAGGACGACUACGACAUGAAUAUUACUUAUUGAUUACGUUUAUUUCGUUUGUACCCUUCGCAUUUACUUUUGUAAUAAUAUACUUCUUAUAAUAAACGUUACUUUGUCUUUCUACCA